Messenger RNA from Trichosporon asahii var. asahii CBS 2479, 1326 nucleotides. Its product is annotated as putative monooxygenase. The record is from RefSeq and is a predicted model, not a curated record. NCBI's taxonomy places the organism in Eukaryota, Fungi, Basidiomycota, Tremellomycetes, Trichosporonales, Trichosporonaceae. Gene Ontology annotation, molecular function: oxidoreductase activity. The transcript has 5 exons. The coding region runs from base 1 to 1326 and encodes 441 amino acids.
AUGCAGGUCGUCAUCAUCGGGGGCGGUAUCUCGGGCAUCGCCACCGCGAUCCGGCUCCGGGAGUUUCUUGGCACAAAGGUCGACAUAACGAUUCUAGAGAAGAAAGGAGCACCCGGUGGCGUGUGGCGCGACUCGCUGUGGCCCGGCGCAGGCGUCGAUGUCCCGAUCCACCUCUACUCGCUCUACUCGGAUCUGUCACCAGAUUGGAGUGAGGUGUUUGCAAGCCAGCCCGAAGUCCUCGCGUACUGGAACGGUCUGAUCGAGAAGCACAAACUCGAAGACUGCUUCCGGUUCAACUCUGAGUUUUUGGGGUCGGCAUGGCAGGAGGGUCUUCAACGCCACGCUGUCCGCGUCCGCAACCCUCUGACGGGUUCUGAGCAGGUGCUGCAAGCAAACAUUCUUGUAUCCGCAGCAGGACCACUGGCGGCGCCUCGACUGCCAAAGAUUCCUGGAGUAGAGACAUUCAAGGGUGACUGGUUCCACAACCUGCAAUGGAACCCAGCUGUCGAGCUGAAGGGGAAAAGGAUCGCCGUCAUCGGCAACGGGUCCUCGGGAAUUCAGCUGAUCGACAAGGAGUGGGCCGCCCGAACGCUUGCGGCCGGCAAAGGGCGUAGGGAGGAGGAAGCCAGACUGCUGACGUACCUCCGUGAAACGGCACCUGAGAAGUACCUCCCGGCCUUGACUCCAAACUAUCCGCUGGGAACGAAGCGCACCGCUCUUGAUCUGGGUUGGCUUGCGUCCUUGCACCGAGAGAACGUCGAGCUCGUCAACACGCCGAUCACACAUGUCCGACCGGAAGGGAUCGAGACCGCAGACGGACAGCUGCGGGAGCAUGAUGUGAUCAUCUACGCGACCGGCGCCGACGUUGCAUGGGAAGGUGUCGGCGUGAACCGGCAGGUAUUCGGAGAAGAUGGUCAGGAGUUGAGGGCGUAUUGGGAGAGCUUAGGCGGUCCGCAGGCCUAUGCCGGACUGGCUGUACCACAUUCGCGCACAAUAGCGAAGAUCGUCAAGGCCCCGCGUACCGCCCCCUUCGCAGAGCAGAACGCACGCAUCCAAGAGGCACUCCGCACCUCUGCCGCGGCGAGCACGGCCACUAACAACUGGUGGCGCACAGAUACUGGGCGGAUCACGGUUGUUAACCCACUUAGGGGACGGGAACUCCGCCGGAGCGCUGCACACCAACCCAGAUGGGCAGAUUGGAAGGCCACGAGAGGGGGCGAGGUGAUCGACGUUGCAGCUAUCGAGAGGGAGAGGCAGAGAAAGGUCGCAGGGAUAGUACUGGUUGUACUGGUAGCGCUGUGGCUCCUGUUCUUGGUUGCUGUGUAA